Messenger RNA from Chinchilla lanigera (long-tailed chinchilla), 2985 nucleotides. RefSeq names its product lipid droplet associated hydrolase (gene Ldah). The coding region runs from base 264 to 1289 and encodes 341 amino acids. Gene Ontology annotation, molecular function: lipase activity. The transcript has 7 exons. The record is from RefSeq and is a predicted model, not a curated record. Gene Ontology annotation, cellular component: lipid droplet. Gene Ontology annotation, biological process: lipid storage. Lineage: Eukaryota; Metazoa; Chordata; Mammalia; Rodentia; Chinchillidae.
UGCACGCGGUCUGGGGGUGACUUUACCGAGGAAGGACGGGAAGCGAGCAGGCAGGAGACCCUGAGGCUCCACGGCUUCUUCCAGGCGGCCCGCAGCGUAGAGAUAACGGUGAUACCUCAGCUCGGGGCUCCCCGCCGCUGGGCUAGAGAACCGCGCGAGCGGGCUACAGCGGCCUGAGGAGUCCCGGUGGCGCGCGGCGCCGGGUGUGAGCCCCGGGGAGCUUUCCCCUGGAGACCGGUGCAGUCACGACGCGUCACUCAGAAAUGGUUUCAAAAAUUGAGGAAGAAAUUUCUGUGCGUGAGGAAUUCGUUCUGUGUGGUAAAGUUGAAACACAGGUUAUAAAAUGUGGACCCUGGACUGACCUCAUUAAUGAUCAAAAUGUCAACAGGCCUAAGGCACUUAUUUUCGUCAUUCCGGGUAACCCAGGUCUUCCUGUCUUUUAUGUGCCAUUUGUAAAGGCUUUGUACUCUUUGACGAAUAGACGCUUUCCAGUUUGGGUUAUCUCUCAUACUGGGCAUGUCUUACCUCCCAAAGACAAGAAGACUGUCACAACAUCAGAGGAUCCAAAUGCUCAAGAAAUUAAGGACACCUAUGGACUGCGUGGUCAAAUAGAGCACAAAAUAGCUUUUCUGAGAACUCACGUGCCAAAGGAUAUGAAGCUUAUCUUCAUUGGCCAUUCAUUAGGCUGCUACAUAAUUCUUCAGAUCUUGAAGCAUGCCCCAGAGCUCCCAGUCAUUCACUCGUUUUUGCUGUUCCCGACAAUUGAACGAAUCGCUGAAACACCCAACGGCAGGAUUGUCACUCCACUUGUGUCCUGGUUUCGAUAUGCUUUCUAUGCUAUUACCUACUCAGUGCUUAAACCAUGUCCUGACAUUGUCAAGUCCUGGUUAAUCAGCAUUGUCUUUCAAGUAAUAAAUUUAAAGACUGAGUUUCCGCUGACGAAUGUAUUUCAACCAUUCUGCCUUGUUAAUAUUGUCUACCUGGCGGCCCAAGAAAUGAGGAACAUAAUGAAGAGAGAUGAUGAAAUUAUAAAGGAACAUUUAUCUAAGAUGACAUUUUACUAUGGAACCAUAGACCGUUGGUGUCCAACACAGUACUAUGAAGACAUAAAGAAAGAUUUUCCAGAAGGAGAUAUUCGACUCUGUCAGAAAAAUAUACCUCAUGCCUUUGUCCUGCGUUUUAGCCAAGACUUAGCUGAAAUGAUUGCUGCCUGGGUAAAGGAUAACCUGUCUAAAAUAGAAGUGAUGACAAAGGACACAAGCCCCUGCAGCCAAGACCUGUGUCAGUAGGUGUACUGUAUUUAGUAAGGAACUAUUUAAUUUUGAUGCUUGAUAUUAGAUAGGAAAAAUAUUUAAAACCUCUUGGCUUAAAAACUACCAGCUCCUCAUGGUACAGGCUGAAAUGAACAGUGGUGAGUAAUUGCAUUUGUGAUCUGAAUGAGGACCUCUCUGCACAAGACAGCCAGUGACACUAUGCCGUGUGUUUUGGUUGGCAGGAUCCUUGCAGACGAAAGAAAAUCCAAGUGAUUUUAAUUGAGUUACAUUGUAGGACAGGCUCCCCUGGAGGAAGUGAUGAAAUAUUAAAAAAACAGAAAGGACAUCGGUGAAUAUGAGGUGUGUGAGAUCAUAACAAGGACACACUGAUGUCCCAGUAGCAGGAAGUGAUGAGCAGUGGAUACUGCUGGUGGACCUGGGUUUCCUUUAAGGAUGAAAGGUCAAAGUCAUUCCAGACUUAACACUGCCCAGGUCUUGGCUGAGACCAUCAGUGUGACUUUGUGACAUACCUUCAUUAGAUCAAAAAUAAAGUUCUCCAGAUCGCACUCACCAGCUCAUAGGGAAGAGUUGUUGAAGGAUCCCCACUCUGCCUCCUGCCAUACAGUAGCAGUGAGCUCUCUGCAGACCUUCGCCUGCAGCCAGGGAUAUAGCUCAGUGGCACAGCACCUGCCUGGCAAGCGCAAGGUCUUGAGUUCGAUUCCCAGUAGCCUCCAGGCAAUGGGCUCCCUGUAGCCCCACUCCUCCAGAGCUGAGAAGGGGAGGCACCAGGCUGUCCAAGAUCAAAUGUGCACAGGACAACCAUGUAAUUGCUCUUUCUGAUUCUUGUAGUAAACUAUUAAAGGCCAACCACUGAUGAUAAUAAUAUCCUUAGCUACUUUAUGACUCUUCUGAAAGUUUCCUAGUAAAUAAUUUAUGGAAAGGUAUUUUAAGUUGCUGAGUAUAAUAUAUAGUUUUGUGGUUUUUUCCAUUUGCCUUAACUUUAUUUGUUGGAAAGAAAUUAUUUUGUCAGUGAACCAAAGAGAGCCAUCAGAUCAUGUGAAUCUGCCUUCUCAGCACACUGGCCCUGUGAAGAGCAGCACAGUCUCUGGCUGAGGGUGGGCUAGCAGUAUGGCUGUAUUCCCGGAACUGACUCCAUCUUGAAAUCUUAGAGACCAGUACAUCCCACUGGCUGCAAUGACAGCUGAGCAUGCAUCGAAGCAUUCCAUUUUCUCCUCCAUGAGAGCCCCUGUGACAUUGUCAUCCCUCGGAGACAGCAUGGUGCUGUCCUUCCUCUCAAGACCUAAAGCCCCUUUGGCUUGGCUUCAGCACCAAAGUGGAUGACUUCUCAGAGGUAAAAAGCCAAGCUGCAGAUGGGAAGGAACCAUGAGAUACACAGGGCUGCACGUGGUCCUGCAGGCGUCUGCAUGGUGAGGCGUUCUGGGCAGCUCAUAUCUGAAGCCAGACUCCCACUCUGGGUGCCCGAAUCAAGGAGAUAUCACCAGCACAAAAUGAAGGCUCAGAAACAAGUAUUGGUAAAUCAGACCUACUGGAAGAGAGAGUAACGUCCAUAGCUGGUUUGUUUUAGGUGUGAUUCUAUAACAUUCCUCUAUAUUUAAAAAAUUUGCACAUAGGAAAUUUUGUUUUUUAGAGUUUAAAAAUGAUAACUAGCUCUUAGUUCCUGUUUACCAUCUAAACACCAAGUGAAUUUUCAAAAUAAAUAACCAGCACUAAG